Molecule: messenger RNA, 4974 nt
Organism: Vigna umbellata (rice bean)
Lineage: Eukaryota; Viridiplantae; Streptophyta; Magnoliopsida; Fabales; Fabaceae
Source: RefSeq, a predicted model, not a curated record
AUGGCACUUCAAUUGGCGGACAGGUCUCUUAAAUAUCCUUAUGGAGUAGUUGAAGGUGUACUGGUCAAGGUAGACAAAUUUGUUUUUCCAGUGGAUUUUGUUAUCAUGGAGAUGGAGGAAAAUGGAUAUGUACCUCUCAUUCUGGGGAGACCAUUUAUGAAGACUGCUAGAGUUUUAAUUGAUGUGGAGAAUGGUAAGCUCAAAUUGAGUGUUCAAGAUGAAGAAGUAAAUUUCGAUGUAUUUAAAGCCACGACACAUCCAAAAGAUGACAAAGCAUGUUUUCAAUUUGAUAUACUUGAUGAAGUUUGCAUGGUGCAAGAAAGGAUGGUACGUUAUUCUUCUCCAUUAGAGAAAAUUCUUAUUGAUGCUUGUGAAGAUUUAAAUGAAGAAGAAGAAAAAUUGAUUGAUGAAUGUAUGAUGGAUUUGGAGACAUUAAAGGAGAUUCCAGUGGAAAAUGCUAAGUUUGAAACAAUUGACACCAAAGAGGAAGUUAAAGCAAAGAAGUUAGAAUUAAAAAUGCUACCAUCACAUUUAAAGUAUGUUUUUCGAAAAGAUGGAACAAAGCCAGUCACCAUCAGUAAUUCUUUGCUUCCUGAAGAAGAAGAAAAGUUGGUAGAAAUAUUGAAAGCCAACAAAGAAGCUAUUGGGUGGUCAAUUUCAGAUCUUAAAGGUAUAAGUCUAACUUAUUGCAUGCACAGGAUCUUUAUGGAAGAUGAUUAUAAACCGAGUGCUCAACCACAAAAAAGAUUAAAUCCUGUCAUGAAGGAGGUGGUUAGAAAAGAAGUAUUGAAGCUCUUGGAAGCUAACAUUAUUUAUCCAAUCUCUGACAGUGAAUGGGUAAAUCCAGUACAGGUAAUUCCAAAGAAAAGUGGAAUGACAAUAAUCCAUAAUGAGAAGAAUGAGCUCAUUCCUACUUGGACUGUUAUUGGAUGGCGAAUGUGCAUUGAUUAUAGAAAAUUGAAUAAAGCUACCAGGAAGGAUCAUUUUCCUCUUCCUUUCAUGGAUCAAAUGCUGGAGAGAUUGACAGGUCAGUCUUUUUAUUGUUUUCUGGAUGGAUAUUCUGGUUACAAUCAAAUUGUGGUAGACCCAAAAGAUCAAGAAAAGAUUGCAUUUACACGUCCUUUUGGUGUUUUUGCUUAUAGAAAGAUGCCAUUUGGAUUAUGUAAUGCCUCAGCCAUAUUUCAAAGGUGUAUGCAGGCAAUUUUUUCAGAUCUCAUGGAAAAGUGCAUUGAAGUUUUCAUGGAUGAUUUCUCUGUCUUUGGAGAUUCCUUUCAUAAGUGUUUGAUGAAUCUGGAUACUGUUCUCAAAAGAUUAGACAAAGCUAAAGUAGAGGUUAUUGAGAAACUUCCUCCACCAACAAAUGUGAAGGAAAUCAGAAGCUUCUUAGGCCAUGCGGGAUUCUAUAGAAGAUUUAUUAAAGAUUUCUCAAAAAUUGCAAAACCAUUGAGUAAUUUGUUGGUUAAAGAUAUACCUUUUGUGAUGAAUGAUGAAUGUUUGAAAGCUUUUGAUACAUUGAAAAGCAGAUUGAUUUCGACCCCAGUGAUUAUAGCCCCAUAUUGGAAUCAAAAUUUUGAAUUAAUGUGUGAUGCUAGUGAUUAUGCAAUAGGAGUUGUCCUUGGUCAGAGAAAAGGGAAGGUAUUUCAUACUAUCUAUUAUGCUAGCAAAGUGUUGAAUGAUGCCCAGUUAAAUUAUGCUACCACUGAGAAGGAGUUUCUAGCCAUAGUUUAUGCUUUAGAGAAAUUCAGAUCUUAUCUCAUAGGGUCUAAGGUGAUUAUCUACACAGAUCAUUCAGCUAUAAAAUAUUUGUUGAGAAAGCCAGAUUCUAAACCGCGUCUGAUUAGAUGGGUGUUACUACUAUAAGAGUUUGAUGGAAUCCGUGAUAAAAAGGGGAGUGAAAAUUUGAUUGCUGAUCAGUUAUCCCGGCUAGUUAAUACUGAAGUUACUAGCAAAGAAACAGAAAUCUGGGAAUCUUUUUCGGAUGAAACACUCAUGUAUAUUCAAAAGAGGUCGUGGUUUGCUGAUUUGACAAAUUUUAAAGUUGUAGGAGUAAUUCCAGAAGAUCUUAAUUGGCAACAAAGAAAGAAAUUUAUGCUUGAUGCCAAGUAGUUUAUUUGGGAUGACCCUUACUUAUUUAAAAUAGGAGCAGAUAAUCUCUUGAGGCGAUGUUUUACCAAUGAAGAAGCAAGGAAUUCUCUAGCAUUGAAUUGUGACAGGUGUCAACGAACUGGAAAUAUUUCAAGACGUCAUGAAAUGCCAUUACAAGGCAUUCUAAAAGUUGAAGUCUUUGAUUGCUGGGGCAUUGAUUUUGUAGGACCAUUUCCACCAUCUUUCAACAAUGAAUACAUUUUGGUGGCGGUAGAUUAUGUGAGUAAAUGGGUAGAAGCAUUGGCGUGUCCUAAAAAUGAUGCAAGCACUAUGAUUAAAUUUCUAAAGAAGAAAAUAUUUGCACGCUUUGGAACUCCUAGAGUACUCAUUAGUGAUGGAGGAUCUCAUUUUUGUAAUUAUCAGCUUUCUAAGGUACUCAAACAUUAUGGUGUGAGACAUAAGGUAGCUUCACCUUAUCAUCCACAGACUAAUGGGCAAGCUGAAGUAUCUAACAGAGAAAUCAAGCGAAUAUUGGAGAAAACAGUUGCUAUGUCAAGAAAGGAUUGGUCACAUAAACUUGAUGAUGCUCUCUGGGCAUACAGGACUGCAAUGAAGACAUUUAUGGGUUUAUCACCUUAUCAGCUUGUCUAUGGGAAAGCAUGUCAUUUACCAGUGGAGAUGGAGAAUAAAGCCUUAUGGGCGCUUAAAUUUCUGAAUUUUGAUCCUUCUGAAACUCAAAAUAAGCGUAGAAGGCAAAUGUUGGAACUUAAAGAGAUGUGGUUGCAUGCAUAUGAUUCAUCCAGAAACUACAAAGAAAAGGUAAAAUUCUAUCAUGACAGGAAGUGGAUAAAGAAAUUUUUCAACCUAGAUGGAUAUUCUGGAUAUAAUCAAAUUGUGGUAGAUCCAAAAGACCAGGAGAAGACAACAUUUACGUGUCCAUUUGGUGUAUUUGCUUACAGAAAGAUUCCAUUUGGGUUAUGUAAUGCUCCAGCUACAUUUCAAAGGUGUAUGCAGGCAAUAUUUGUAGAUCUCAUAGAGAAGUGUAUCGAAGUCUUCAUGGAUGUUUUUUCGGUGUUUGGAGAUUCUUUCCAAAGGUGUUUGGCAAAUCUGGAUAUUGUCCUCAAGAGAUGUGUUCAAACGAAUCUUGUGCUUAAUUGGGAGAAAUGUCAUUUCAUGGUAACAGAAGGAAUUGUGUUGGGUCACAAGAUUUCUGCUAGGGGGAUUGAAGUGGAUAAAGCCAAAGUAGAAGUUAUUGAGAAGCUUCCACCAUCGACAAAUGUGAAGGGGAUUAGAAGUUUUUUAGGCCAUGUUGGGUUUUAUAGAAGAUUUAUUAAAGACUUCUCGAAGAUUGCUAAACCAUUGAGUAAUUUGCUAGUUAAAGAUAGGCCUUUUGUGAUGAAUGAAGAAUGUUUAAAAGCUUUUAUAUUUUGGAAAGCCAAAUUGGUGUCAGCCCUAGUGAUUGUAGCUCCAGAUUGGAAUCAAAAUUUUGAACUAAUGUGUGAUGCCAAUGAUUAUGCAAUAGGAGCUAUGCUUGGUCAGAGAAAAGAGAAAGUAUUUCAUACUAUCUAUUACGCAAAUGGAUAUUCUGGUUACAAUCAAAUUGUGGUAGACCCAAAAGAUCAAGAAAAGAUUGCAUUUACACGUCCUUUUGGUGUUUUUGCUUAUAGAAAGAUGCCAUUUGGAUUAUGUAAUGCCUCAGCCAUAUUUCAAAGGUGUAUGCAGGCAAUUUUUUCAGAUCUCAUGGAAAAGUGCAUUGAAGUUUUCAUGGAUGAUUUCUCUGUCUUUGGAGAUUCCUUUCAUAAGUGUUUGAUGAAUCUGGAUACUGUUCUCAAAAGAUGUGUUCAGACGAAUUUGGUAUUUAAUUGGGAGAAAUGUCAUUUUAUGGUAAUAGAAGGAAUUGUGUUGGGGCAUAAGAUUUCUACUAAAGGGAUUGAAGUAGACAAAGCUAAAGUAGAGGUUAUUGAGAAACUUCCUCCACCAACAAAUGUGAAGGAAAUCAGAAGCUUCUUAGGCCAUGCGGGAUUCUAUAGAAGAUUUAUUAAAGAUUUCUCAAAAAUUGCAAAACCAUUGAGUAAUUUGUUGGUUAAAGAUAUACCUUUUGUGAUGAAUGAUGAAUGUUUGAAAGCUUUUGAUACAUUGAAAAGCAGAUUGAUUUCGACCCCAGUGAUUAUAGCCCCAUAUUGGAAUCAAAAUUUUGAAUUAAUGUGUGAUGCUAGUGAUUAUGCAAUAGGAGUUGUCCUUGGUCAGAGAAAAGGGAAGGUAUUUCAUACUAUCUAUUAUGCUAGCAAAGUGUUGAAUGAUGCCCAGUUAAAUUAUGCUACCACUGAGAAGGAGUUUCUAGCCAUAGUUUAUGCUUUAGAGAAAUUCAGAUCUUAUCUCAUAGGGUCUAAGGUGAUUAUCUACACAGAUCAUUCAGCUAUAAAAUAUUUGUUGAGAAAGCCAGAUUCUAAACCGCGACCAUUUCCACCAUCUUUCAACAAUGAAUACAUUUUGGUGGCGGUAGAUUAUGUGAGUAAAUGGGUAGAAGCAUUGGCGUGUCCUAAAAAUGAUGCAAGCACUAUGAUUAAAUUUCUAAAGAAGAAAAUAUUUGCACGCUUUGGAACUCCUAGAGUACUCAUUAGUGAUGGAGGAUCUCAUUUUUGUAAUUAUCAGCUUUCUAAGACUAAUGGGCAAGCUGAAGUAUCUAACAGAGAAAUCAAGCGAAUAUUGGAGAAAACAGUUGCUAUGUCAAGAAAGGAUUGGUCACAUAAACUUGAUGAUGCUCUCUGGGCAUACAGGACUGCAAUGAAGACAUUUAUGGGUUUAUCACCUUAUCAGCUUGUCUAUGGGAAAGCAUGUCAUUUACCAGUGGAGAUGGAGANUGGGAAGCUGUGGUUGCAAAGUUUUUAA